UGAGUUGUUAAUACUGUAUAUAAAUUAUAAUUUGCUUAUAAUUUAAUUAAAAUGCUUAACGAAUCGGGCGAUAGUACUAGUGAUGGCACGACUAUCCACACGUGCCGUACGUGCGAAACACGUAUAGUCGACGCGCGCUAUCAUUGCGGUCAAUGCGAUCACUUUGAUCUCUGUGUGGCCUGUUAUCAACGCCACGGUCACACCCACGCCAUGGAUCAGCUGACACUUAUAGGCCAAUGGGUAGAGGUGGCGCCGGUAGCGAACGGGGCCGGCAAUACUGGCCGAGCGAACGCCCCUCCGGCCGACCAAUCGGCGAUCCAACGCUGCGCGCAGACUCUGGCCCACUCGUGCCGGUGUCGGGACGCGAACUGCGCCCUCCCAUCGUGUCAUAAGUAUAAAAAAGCCGUACAACACGCCCGGCGCUGUCAACGCCAGGCAACGUCUAACCGACUCAAACUGGUUAACCAAAAGGCGGCCGCUGCGCCCGGCGGGGGCGAUAGCGAGUGUCCCGUUAUCUACUGUACAACCAUUCAGCGCAAACUGAGACGACGAGUUCGCCAACGCCUACAACAGGUCCGCAUUCUUGUGGGACGUAUAGCCGCUAUGGUCGCGAUGUCUGGCCAGUCACCGGCGGCGCCGCAAUUACGGCAACAACAAUCUCCA
Molecule: messenger RNA, 663 nt
Organism: Medioppia subpectinata
Lineage: Eukaryota; Metazoa; Arthropoda; Arachnida; Sarcoptiformes; Oppiidae
Source: the annotation of a GenBank genome assembly